AGUAGAUCCACGCGUGGAGUACGUCACCGAAGUAGAUCAAGGAGGUCUCCGGCCGGGUGCUGCGGUUCGGCGCUGUGGCGCGUCGAGGUCGUCGCCGUCGCGUCGGCUGCGGCGCGCCGCCUCUCCUCUCUUCGACACCUCGGCAUUGCGCUCAUUGCGGCCUGACCAUGGCCGGCGCCGCCGUUGUUCCUCAUCGAGCUUCCCAUGCUGGCGAGCGCGCUGCACAGGGUGAUCUCGUUCGGGGUCGUCAAGCUGGCGCUCGAGAGCGACACCCGCAGCGCGCGCCGUCGGCUCGUGGAGGAGUACGUCUGGGCCAUCUACUGCAAUGGCUGCAAGGCCGGCUAUGCCAUCCGCUGGAAGGAGGCAUCCAACAACGAGCGCCACGUGCUGUGUCUACUGUGCGGCGUGUCCAUGGGCCCCGACGUGUUGCCGGCGGCGCCCAUGUAGGAGGACGGCGUGCCAGCGGGGCUCGACGGUGAGCUCACGUACGUGCGCGAGGCGAGGC
This is a messenger RNA of Phragmites australis (common reed), 505 nucleotides long. Its product is annotated as protein MIZU-KUSSEI 1-like. Gene Ontology annotation, biological process: hydrotropism. Lineage: Eukaryota; Viridiplantae; Streptophyta; Magnoliopsida; Poales; Poaceae. The transcript has a single exon. The coding region runs from base 205 to 447 and encodes 80 amino acids. The record is from RefSeq and is a predicted model, not a curated record.